AUGGAACCCCAAUUCAGCAGCAGCUACUACUAUGGCCAUGAUGCCGGCACCGCCGUCUCCGCCACCUACGCGCAUUGUGAUAGCCACCACUACGGCCUACAAGGCUACGACGACAGCCCCUACUGCUACUCCGGCACUAUGGCGUCUUCCGGCUUCUUCCAGCCCUCCUCGGCCGCGUACUACGACGAUGCUGCUAUCGCUUACAGUGGUGACCACUACCCUUCUUCCUCGUCGACGGUGUGGGGGGCGUCGUCGUCGGGCGCCGCCACACCCUCCCAUCACCACCACCAACAGCAGCAGAUGAUGCAUUUUGGCGGCGGCGUUGAUGAAUACUACAGCUACCAGCAGGAUGGCAUGGGCGCGGUGGACAUGGACCAGUUCAGCGCUCUCAUGGGAGCCACCUGCAUCUCCACCACCAGCAGCUCCUCCAGUACUUCGACGAGGAACACACCAGUCGCGUAUUCCUCGCCGCCGACGAUGACGACGGUGCAACCCAGCGCCGUCCACGGGGCGAGCCCCUGCGACUACCUGCAGGAGGAGGCGGCGUCCGGAGGCGACGCGCCGCUUAUCGGGGUGCGGAAGCGGCCGUGGGGCAAGUUCGCCGCCGAGAUCAGGGACUCCACGCGCAAUGGCGAGCGCGUGUGGAUCGGCACCUUCGACACCCCCGAGGCCGCCGCGCUCGCCUACGACCAGGCCGCCUACUCCAUGCGCGGCCCCGCCGCGGUGCUCAACUUCCCCGUCGAGCACGUGCAGGAGUCGCUGCAAGCGCUGGGGCUCAGCAGCGCCGCGGGGGACUCGCCGGUGCUGGCGCUGAAGCGGCGCCACUGCAUCCGUAAGCGCUUGCCCAAGAACAAGAAGGCGGCUGGCAAGGAACAGACGAAGGUGGUGACGAGCAGCCAUGGACAUGGGCAUGUCAUGCAAAAGCAGGCAGAUUCUUGCGUGCUGGAGCUGGAGGACCUUGGGGCGGAUUACUUGGAGCAGCUGCUCGCCCUGUCAGAUCAAUGA
This is a messenger RNA of Miscanthus lutarioriparius, 1005 nucleotides long. NCBI's taxonomy places the organism in Eukaryota, Viridiplantae, Streptophyta, Magnoliopsida, Poales, Poaceae. The record is from the annotation of a GenBank genome assembly.